Molecule: messenger RNA, 5740 nt
Organism: Puntigrus tetrazona (Sumatra barb)
Lineage: Eukaryota; Metazoa; Chordata; Actinopteri; Cypriniformes; Cyprinidae
Gene: rxrba
Product: retinoid x receptor, beta a
Exons: 14
Coding region: 273-1715 (480 amino acids)
Biological process (GO): response to retinoic acid; retinoic acid receptor signaling pathway; positive regulation of transcription by RNA polymerase II
Cellular component (GO): nucleus; RNA polymerase II transcription regulator complex
Molecular function (GO): zinc ion binding; nuclear receptor activity; retinoic acid-responsive element binding
Source: RefSeq, a predicted model, not a curated record
CCUCAGAAAGGAAGAUCAGGGCAACUGUGAGAAUCACACCGAGAAGAUGGGAAUGGAGAGUCGCGGCCCUAAUUAAGCCAUUUUAAAUAGAAAUCGUCAUCGUAUUUACGUAACUCGGGUAAAUGCUGCUGUUGUUUACAUUUAUUGACAGGGAUAACUUCGGUUGGUAAAAGAACCAGGGGCCCGGGCCUCAGUCCGCGGUCUUGAGUUGAACAGCCAUCCGACAUCAGAGCGAGUGAGUCGGUGUGAACAGCGGAGCCUGGCUGCACAUCAUGGGCGACAGCAGAGAUUCUCGUAGUCCAGACAGCUCAUCAGUUUCUUCACCUCCAUCAGGUCAGCGUUCGCCCCCAUUGGCUCCUUCAGCUGCCGCCAUGACUUCCCUGCCACCCAUCACUUCAGCCGUGAACAGUCCCAUUAGCAGCAUGGGCUCACCCUUCUCAGUCAUCAGCUCCUCUCUGGGUUCUCCUUGCCUUCCUGGAACUCCCUCGGUAGGCUAUGGCCCCAUCAGCAGCCCACAGAUGAACAUGUUUCCCAGAAACGCAGAGAUCAACUCCACUGUGUCCAUGUCGGGUCUGCACGCCGUCAGCAGCUCUGAUGACGUCAAACCGCCCUUCGGGUUAAAGCCGUUGUCUGCCCACAGCCCAGGGCCCAUGGUCUCUCAGAAACGCUUGUGUGCCAUCUGUGGAGAUCGCUCCUCUGGCAAGCACUAUGGCGUGUACAGCUGCGAGGGCUGCAAGGGCUUUUUCAAGCGCACUGUGAGGAAGGACCUGAGCUACACAUGCAGAGACAAUAAGGACUGUCUGGUGGACAAACGCCAGAGGAACCGCUGCCAGUACUGCCGCUACCAGAAGUGCCUGGCCAUGGGGAUGAAGAGAGAGGUGGUCCAAGAUGAACGACAACGAUCCGUUCAGGAGGAGCGUCAGAGGAACAAGGAGCGGGAAGGAGAGGUGGAAUCCACCAGCGCCGCCAAUGAAGAGAUGCCCGUUGAGAAGAUUCUGGAAGCAGAAAUGGCCGUGGAGCAGAAGACUGAGCUGCAUGCGGAUGGCAGCUCAGGGGGGAGCUCUCCAAAUGACCCAGUUACAAAUAUCUGCCAGGCGGCUGAUAAACAGCUGUUUACAUUGGUGGAGUGGGCAAAACGGAUCCCUCACUUCAGUGAGCUGUCUCUGGAUGACCAGGUCAUCCUGCUGCGUGCCGGCUGGAAUGAGCUACUGAUUGCGUCAUUCUCUCAUCGCUCCAUCACGGUGAAGGACGGCAUCCUGCUGGCCACCGGCCUCCACGUGCACAGGAACAGUGCUCACAGCGCUGGGGUGGGAGCCAUUUUUGACAGGGAGAGUGCGCACAAUGCAGAGGUUGGGGCCAUAUUCGACAGGGUGCUGACGGAGCUGGUGAGCAAGAUGAGGGACAUGCAGAUGGAUAAAACAGAGUUGGGCUGCCUGAGAGCCAUCAUCCUCUUCAACCCAGAUGCAAAGGGAUUGUCAAGCCCAAGUGAAGUGGAGCUGCUGAGGGAAAAGGUCUAUGCAUCGCUGGAGGCUUAUUGUAAACAGAGAUAUCCCGACCAGCAGGGCAGGUUUGCCAAACUCCUCCUCCGACUGCCAGCGUUGCGCUCCAUUGGCUUGAAAUGCCUGGAGCACCUGUUCUUCUUCAAGCUGAUUGGAGACACCCCAAUCGACACCUUCUUAAUGGAAAUGCUUGAAGCACCGCAUCAGCUCACCUAACCUGGAGCGGUCUCGAUCCAGUUCAAUCCGGUUUGCACCAGGGUAUCGCAGUCCUCCCCCGGACUCUGGGGCUUUACUGUGUCUCACUUCCCAUUAACACCUUCCCCCACAAUUCUCUCCUACACGUUCUCCCUACCGCACCUUCAAACCAGUACAGCCCUGAAAAAAAGACUCUAAGCUGUCUGAAAAAAAACUUGUUUUCCAUGUAACGUUUUACACAGUAAGAGCUGUCCAGAGAGAUCUUAUUUUUCAAAUUCCCUGGAGGUUCUAAAUCCUAAGCUUCUGCUUCCAGUUUUAGAACUCUCGUAUUGAUUCUAGAGAUCUCUGUGUGUCGUUUUGGUUUGUAUGUUACUCUGAAUGCACGAACUGUACUUUUAUUUUUAUUUUUUGUUUGUCACUGCAGUUAGACGGCCCGUCGGCUGAAUUUACAGUGCAUGUGUGACCGGAGCGAGAGUCCGCCGAGCCCCGUGGCUGGUACGAAUCAAGUCGCGGCAGACCUGCCCGUUUGUUAUUUUUUGACUGUGGAAUACUGCUAACGUGCUAUCUUCAGGAUUUUUACCUUGAAAUCCUACUUUGUACUGUACUCAUGAAAUGAGUCCGAUUUAUAAACGGCAUUGGAAAUUCUCGGCCUGCUGCAUCUGGCCCUUAUGAAGUGCAGGCUGGAGUUUUACAUUUGUGAAUAAAUGUAUGCAGGUUUUGUUGGACAUGAAUUUUUGAUCAUGUUCCAAGGAGCGCCUAAAGGCACAGAUUAAAUCUCGCAGGAGAAUCCUGCUCUUUUUGGCUGCAAUAGGAGGGUCGACCUUUUUUUUUUUGACUUGUGUUGUUUUUAAAUAGGCUGGUAUUGGUGUUGGUACCUUCUAGAGGACCUUAUACCUUUGCCACUUCUUAAUUUUCCCCAAGUUUCAUUUGGUCCAUUUCCUCAAAUUCCUCAAAUGGGAACCAAAUCCACACCCCCCCCAAAAGACAAAUAUUUAUAGUGUGUAUGUGUGCUGUGAAGUAUGUCCAACCACUCUUGUCCUUUCCAUGUGAUCGGUGUUGCAGGCCUUUUCUUUUGUUCAUGAAAUCAGCUUGUCAUCAGGCUCCUCUGGAAUUAACUGGUACUAACUUUUUUUUGACAUAGUAAAAAAACAACUGUGAUUCUGAUUUGUUUAAAGGCUGGAAUUCACUACAUGAUCCCAAUUAACUGUCUGGAAGAGUUGAUGCUAGUCAAUGAAAGUUGGAGCUAGUGAGCAGAUUUUAGACAUUCAGCGAUUGAUCAGUUUCACCUAAAAUCGCACCUAAAAGUCUUUCAAUUUUGAUUAUCUCCAGACUGAUUCCAUCCAGUCAGAGAAUAUCAAACAUUCUUGAUAUUUUAAUCAGAUUUUAGAAAGAAUUUUUUCAUUUUACGUCUGUACUAGUUACAGGAAGGCUCUUUUUGUGUAUGAUGCCUGGUUUAUUAAGUAUGACGCCCUGCGUUUUAACAUCUAGUGUAUUCCAGCCUUCACAUGUUCUAGUAGAAUCACCUUCUACAUUCCAUCCAUACAGGUUGCUUCACUUAUAGCAACUCACUUAAUCCUGCAAGAAGGUAUUAUCGAACACAUCCGUCUGAUUCAACAGCGACUUAGUCGUUCUGUGUUCAAUCUGAAAGGUCGACGUGUCAAAACCAGCAUCCAUCACAAUCUCUAUGCAUUUAUGUGAGAGCGAAAGCAUAGUCUUGGAGAAAGACUGAACAUGCCGUCAGGGAAAGAAUCCAGCAAACGCACCAGUAUUAAUGGUGGGUACCAUUUUUUUUUCUCUACGAAAACUUGUUGGUUUUCGUGGCUCAAACCAAGUAAUUUUAGGCAGAGACUUGAGAUCAAAUACUGACAGUAUUUGAAGUUUUUCUAUAAAAGAAUAGCUAGAGAUUGCAAAUGGUCCCACCUGUUUUUGGUGCUAAUAAUGACAUACUUGUUGACACCAAAAUAGAUGCACAGUGGUGGUCGAAAUAUGCAAUUUCUCCAAUAAGCUUGAAUUUGAUAUGCCAACUACUUGUUUAAUACACAAUUAUCCACCUACAUGCAGAUUCCUAUUACUAUCUGUACUCUUGUACAAGUGUUUUAUACAUCCACAAGGUGCUUAAAUCUGAAUCUGAUUGAGCAUCAGAAACGAUGGACUGAUGGAUUGUAUCGUGAUCCAUAAUACAUCAGCCAUUGACAUGUGACUGAAUCCAGACUUCCAGUGAUAGCUUUGAAUCUUCUAGUUUAACUUCCCCAUGUGUUUGUUUUGUUGAGGCUAUAGGAGAAAUCCUGUUUCCAGUCUUUUCAAUGUGAUCAACAACCGACCUCCGGUCCUUAAAUUUGGCUUCCCGUUAGUUUAGAGGUUUCUGUGUUUUCUUGCAUGUCUUGUCUGCCAGGUUUCCAUUUAUCCAGGAAUUGAAGCUAAUUGGGUUGGUGUUGAUGGUCUGCUUUAUAUCUGAACGGUGGGAAGGCUUAUUUGAUUGAUUGUGCACUGUAUGCUCAUGUUUUACAUGGGCUGUCAGUCAGCCUCUGGUGGUGUGUGUGUGUGUGUGUGAGCAUGAAGCAAUGCAGAAGAAGUCCUAUGUGAAAGAUACAUACAAGAGGCGUUCCUUGAAAUGGAGUGCAAUGGCCCCCGUCUCCUAUUACUUGAUUGCAGUUUGCCAUAAUCGACUUUUCGCUUGAAUGCAUAUUAAUCCAGACAUACGCUGUGAGCUUGUGUGUUCGUGUGGCCGACCCUCCCUGUCUUUUGGGGUCCACUUUUAUUUUCUCUCCCUGAAAAUUGUUACUUUAUUCACAACUUCAUCUUUUAACGGCUCUCUAGGGUUGCAAAGCGUUCAUAAAAAUGAAUAAUCUAUGGCUUGCACAGGUUUUCGUACCAUUCGUCUCGUAACCCCUGAAUUACCCAUGAUGCACCUGAACUGAUUCAGCACUGCCAAACAGGUGCGAGGGGAGUGUUUUCUUGGGUGUUCCUGACUAACCCUUACUGGUUGACUGUGUACUGUGAUGAUCACUAAGCAGAGCCCCUAUUGCAACUAUUUAUACAGAGCUGAGUCAGACAUCCAGAGGGUUCUGUUAGUGCGUGUUUUCUAAGGCCUCGUUGCUGCAAUUUAAGUCGUCAGACGCGGGAAAGCCCUCCUGUUUGUGUGUCUUUAAAAAAUAUGCACAGUGCGAACUUGAAUUAACCUCUGCCUGAGAGUGAAGUGGUUAUGCACGUUACCGUCUGAUUCGCUUUAGUUUACCGCUGAAUGUUUGCUCGUGUAAAGAGAGAGAGAUGCGUUAGAUAUGAGUGAAUUUGCACAAAACCUUUCGGGAAUGUGUCUGGGUCACGUCUCAUUACAAAACCGAAAGAAGGAAAUGUAUGGCCAAGUCUAUUUUUAAGACCUUUUUAAUGCUCGUUUUACUUUUUCAUCACUGUAAAGUGUUAUUUAAAUUGCGAAUUAUCCUGAUUUAUAUAAAAAUCACUGGCCUGCAUUAGUGAAAAUCACUAUUUAGAGUAAUUGUAAUGAUGCCUUUUUUUAAUUACCAGUAUUUUUCCCGUUAGAUUUUGAGGUGAAAUGUGACCCAUACGUGUUUUUGUGAGAUUCACUCAUAUUCAGGAUCGUGUUUGACAGAUGUACAGCUGAAGGGGGGCUAUAUGAUGAUGAUUUUGUAUUUGUUAAUGAAUGGCCGAUGGAAACGGUGAUUAAGUGGGAGGCUUUAAGAGAUUACAGACUUGAUAUGAAAGAGCUUUCUUAAUUUACUCCCACCAAAAGAAAAAAAAUAAUGCUUCUCACUGUUUUCUGACUGCUCUUUUCUUAUGCUUUACAUCUUUGUGUAUCCUGACGUAUUAGUGCAAAACUGUUAUGUUAUUUGGGGUCUUCCCCCUCCCCACACCCUUCCCUCUUCAUUUUUCUUGUCUAGUUUUUAAAUCUGUCUCCAGCAGUUGUGGAAAUGAUUGACUGUACUGAGUGUGGAGAAAGAAAAAUGUCUUUCUUUUUUGCUUUAUUGUCAUUAAUUCAGAAUCUGUUUUUGUUGGAUGUACCAUGUGUAAGUAAAGGUUUUAAUACAGCA